Aquila chrysaetos chrysaetos is the source of this 2316-nucleotide messenger RNA. It is a transcript of the gene SLC19A1, whose product is annotated as solute carrier family 19 member 1. The transcript has 7 exons. The record is from RefSeq and is a predicted model, not a curated record. NCBI's taxonomy places the organism in Eukaryota, Metazoa, Chordata, Aves, Accipitriformes, Accipitridae. The coding region runs from base 388 to 1818 and encodes 476 amino acids. Gene Ontology annotation, cellular component: plasma membrane; basolateral plasma membrane; apical plasma membrane. Gene Ontology annotation, molecular function: folic acid binding; folate:monoatomic anion antiporter activity. Gene Ontology annotation, biological process: folate transmembrane transport.
UCCUCCUCCUCCUUCUCCUCCUCCCGGGCUUGUUGUGGAUCCGGCUCCGGCAGCAGCAGCGCCGCGGGGAGCCCCGGGACCCCCCCCCCCACCGCUCCCGGGCGUGUACGGCCCGUCGCCCCCAUGCCCACCGCCCCCCAGGGACCUAUUUAAGAGGUAAGGGCUGUUUGCCCAGCUGUGAGCUGCGGGACACGUGUGUUUUGACGAUGCUCAGGCACCGGCGCUGAAAUCCCAUAGGAAUGCCGCUGGACCGAAACUGCAGCGACGUGGCUUUCGAUGCUUUGGAGAGUGCCUGCAGCCAGAGAGGGGCUGCCUGGCCCGGCAAAGCCCAUCUAACUGACGGUCCCCAGGAUAACACCAUCAUCCCGCUGCAGAGCCGGCAGAGCCAUGCCCGAGAAGGAUGAUGAUGCCAAAAAGCCGGCAUCGGAGACUGUGCCGGACCAGCGCUGGAAGCUACAAGUCUUCUACCUCUGCUUCUAUGGCUUCAUGACACAGAUCCGGCCCGGGGAGAGCUUCAUCACCCCGUAUCUCCUGGGGGCUGACAAGAACUUCACGCAGGUAGAGGUGACGAACGUGAUCACGCCGGUGAUGACCUACUCCUACAUGGCUGUGCUUGUGCCCAUCUUCCUGCUGACGGACUACCUGCGCUACAAGCCAGUGCUGGUGCUGCAGAGCCUGAGCCACAUCUCCAUCUGGCUGCUGCUGGUGUUGGGCACCUCUGUCCUGGCCAUGCAGCUGAUGGAGUUCUUCUACAGCGUCACUAUGGCCGCCCGCAUCGCCUACUCCUCCUACAUCUUCUCCCUCGUCACCCCAUCCCGCUACCAGCGUAUGGCCAGCUACUCCCGCUCUGCCGUCCUCCUGGGCGUCUUCACCAGCUCCGUGCUGGGCCAGCUCUGUGUCACCUUGGGGGGUGUCUCCUUCCUCACCCUCAACUACAUCUCGUUGGGCUUCGUCAGCUUCGGCCUCAUCCUCACCCUCUUCCUCGAGCGGCCCCGGCGCAGCCUCUUCUUCAAUCGGCCUGAGGGGGCUGCGCCCACCGAGCUGGACAAGAUGGCCGGGGGGGAUGGCGGUGGGGGGACGCGGGGCUGGCGGGAGGCAGUGCUGUGCCGUAUGCUGCGGGAGGUGGGAGCGUUGGCUGAGCAACCCCAGCUCCGGCUCUGGUCCUUGUGGUGGGUCUUCAACUCGGCCGGUUACUACCUGAUGCUGUACUAUGUGCAGAUCCUCUGGAACGAGAUCUACCCCACCACGGACAACCGCCGGGUGUACAAUGGAGGGGUGGAUGCUGCCUCCACCCUGCUGGGGGCUGGCGCCUCCUUAGCCGCUGGCUACGUGAAGAUCCGCUGGAGGCUGUGGUCGGAGCUGGUGAUCGGGGUGGUGACAGCUUUCCAGGCGGGGCUGCUCCUGCUCAUGAACACCACCAGCAACAUCUGGCUGUGCUAUGCUGCCUACGUCCUCUUCCGCGGCUCCUACCAGUUCCUGGUGCCCCUUGCCAUUUUCCAGAUCGCUACCUCCCUCUCCAAAGAGCUCUGCGCGCUGGUCUUUGGAGUCAACACCUUCUUUGCCACCGUGCUGAAGACCAUCAUCACCAUCAUUGUGGCCGACAAGAGGGGCUUGGGCUUGUCCGUGCAUCCCCAGUUUUACGUGUAUUUUGGCUACUUCACACUGCUGGCGGUGGUCUACCUGGUGGCGGCCGUCUGUGUAGGCAUCCGGCACAGCCGCCACAAGCAGCUGGCAGAGCCGGCCUUGCCCAAGGAGCCGUGCCAGCUCCUCACCGAGGUGGCGGCACAGGAGAAAAGCCUGAAGGCAGGUGCCGUGUGAGCCUGAGCGCCGGCACGGUGACCACAGUGGCCAGGUCUCAGCUCCAUAAGUGAGCGUCACCAUCACCGUGUGCUCAGUCUCUUGUCCUGCCACUGGUCCUCAGCGCUGGCCCGUUGAGGACAUAACCCCUUAGGACCCGUUUUCUGCUCCAUGGGGGCAGGGCUGUACCCUCCCCAUCCACAAACACAACCAGAGCAGGGUUGCCAUGGCCAGGUACCACACAGGGAUACGGAUGGGGUCCGGGGAGUCUCCCAGCCACCAGCUUCCCAUCAUCGCGCGGAGCCAGGCUACAAGAGGAUAACAUUUUUUUAUUCAGUGCCUUUAGAAAAUGAUUCAUAGGACACAACCGACCAAAAAAAAAAAAAAAAAAAUCCACAGGCUUUAAAUUGCAUUAAUUACACAAAAUACAGUAGACUGUAAGAAAUAGAGACCAUGUGACUCGCACAGCUUUUAUGGUAAUAAUUUCCAUACAAUAAUAAAAAGCUAGUUACAGAUUUA